AUGGUCGGGAAGCUGUACCACGAGUGCGAACACAAUUAUCGGCCUACACCUUGCAAUCAACGUGCUGAGCUCGUUAUUACUGUGGACGAGCAACACCGCACUGCACUGUCUCUCUUCGCUACCAGGGCUGAAGUCGAUGCUGCCCAUGUCAAGGGCAAAUGGCUUGCUAUUGGGGUGCCCAGUCUGCGCAACAUCCUACGUAUGUCGAAGUGGAAAGCUGCUUGGUGGACGCUACUCGUCCUGAGCUCAUUCCCGCUGCAUCUUCUGUGGAACUCCGUCUUCUUCGAGACACUAGCUACCAACAAGUAUGUGGCGGUGCUUGCAGAAGACGGCUUUCUUACAGGUGAAGCUUGGUCGUUCAAAGGACUGAAUGCCACGGGCGGCAUGCCGGUCAAUCGGACUGUACAACGCCUACAAGCUUUGGCGUCGAAUCAAUCUGCGCUUACCCGGCUCGAGAAUACCGACUGUACCAGGGCAUACGGCCAGCAAUGGCAGAAAGAUCGCCGCCAUCUGAUCAUGGUAGCAAGCGCACAGUCAGCUCUACCUCCGACCAACAGUUCACUCCUUGGCUUGUACUCCUAUCCAAAUGCCGGAGACUUCGUUACCACCUACGGCUGGAUGUGCUCACCGUCCGUGUACGAGCAAGAUGAGCGCGGCGACAGUGCUGGGGUAUAUGCCUGCAACCCAGAACACCUGCAUACACUUGCUGCCGACAAUGCUUCAGCGUGGGCCCAGGAGGCCACAAUGCGUUCAUACGCGACAGUGAGCCUGUGCCCAGUCUCCAUCGUCGAAUGCGGUAGCCAGCCCGGCAACGUAACGGUCGAAUACUGUCUCAGCGAAGAGAUUCCGGAAAGGUGCAGUAUAAACGCGGUGCCACUGUAUCUGGUGAUAGUCGUAAUCUGCAACGGCGUUAAGGUCUUUGGCUUCGCAUGCAGCCUUUAUAUCACGCACGAAUACCCGCCGCUCCUCACUCAGGGGGACGCCAUCCAAUCCUUCCUGCAGCGGCCCGAUAGCACAGUGCGCAGUGAUUGUCUCAGUGAGAAGACGGACUUUGAGCGCAUAUGGAAACGAUCUCAAGCGCGAAGGGCUGAACGGCGGCCGCGCGUCUGGAAAGGGCUAAGACGACGAUGGUUGCGGGCUGAACGGCGGCCGCGCGUCUGGAAAGGGCUAAGACGACGAUGGUUGCGGGCUGUACCAUGUCAUCGCAGAUCUUGCAUCCCCGCCAUUGUCUUUCUGAUCAUGUGCAAUCUUUCUUACAAUCCUGCUUCCACGGCCAACUUUGGUGAGAACCUGUGGUCACUGCUUCCCACAUUCGGCAUUGGCCAGCCUCAGGUCGAUUUCCAGACGAUUGAAACCGAUCAGGGCAUCUUGGCUGCCAUAAUCAGCUCCAACUACCCCCAAAUGUUGCUCACAUAUAUCUUCCUGACGUUCGAGACGGCAAUCGGCAGUAUGGUUGGCAUGGCUGAAUGGACGGCAUACGCGGAACCUAAGCGACUCGCGAAAGGAUUGAGAGUAACGCAUCCUAAGCCGGACACUGACAGCGCACUUCGCUUGCACUGGCUGUUUUCACAGAUGGUGUUCUUUGCCCGAGUUGACGCUUACGAUUACAACGGCACGUUCGACCGCCAGAACUCAUUCACCACGACUUUCUACUCACCUCUGGCAAUGCUUAUUGCUGUCCCGCUGGCGGCCAUAGUCCUACUGAUUGUCAUAGCGGUAGGUCUAAUCGGUCGGUACCCGGCAUGUGCCACGCUAGCGGGUUGCUGCAGUGCGUCCCUCGCUGCUGCUUGUCGGCCUGGAGACGGUAAGGAGGUGUUCCAGGCCGGACUGGAACUCCAGCGGGUGAAAUGGGGGGUCGUGGAGACACUCAGCGAUCUGCAAGGAGGGCCUGGUCAUGCAACGGUCAGUGAUGGACCCAUCACAGCUUUGGCCAGAGGAGGCGGCUAUGAGUGA
Molecule: messenger RNA, 1953 nt
Organism: Baudoinia panamericana UAMH 10762
Lineage: Eukaryota; Fungi; Ascomycota; Dothideomycetes; Mycosphaerellales; Teratosphaeriaceae
Exons: 6
Coding region: 1-1953 (650 amino acids)
Source: RefSeq, a predicted model, not a curated record